AUGAAGCUCGUAACUCCAUUCCUCCUCCUCCUCCUCCUCCUCCUGGCCCUCCAUCCGUCCGCAAGGCCCACCACGGCGGCGGCGCGUGACCUCUCCAACCUCCCCGACUCCUCGUCUUCCACGUCACCAUCCACCCCGCUGGCGUGGCGGCUGAAGCUGGACACGGCGGGGGGAAGAGGAGGAGAAGAGACGACGACGGGCAACUGCUGGGAGUCGCUGAUGGAGCUGCAAGCGUGCUCGGGGGAGAUCAUUCUCUUCUUCCUCAACGGCGAGACUUACUUGGGCCAAGGGUGCUGCCGGGCCAUCCGCGUCAUAGCCCACCACUGCUGGCCCAACUUGAUGGACACCCUGGGCUUCACCGACGAGGAGAGCGACGUGCUCGAAGGCUACUGCGAUCGAGCCGACGACGACGACGGUGAUGAUGAUGGAGAGGACGGUGGGGAUGGGGGUUCCAGUACUCCAACACCGACGACGCCAAACAUUCCGCCUCAUGAUCAUCACUCGCCGCCCCCGCCGGCUCCGCCAGCUCGUGUGGUGGCGCAGUCGGCAGGGCAUGAUGUGGUCUUGCCGGAGCAGGUCCGUGCGUUAUGA
Molecule: messenger RNA, 591 nt
Organism: Linum tenue
Lineage: Eukaryota; Viridiplantae; Streptophyta; Magnoliopsida; Malpighiales; Linaceae
Source: the annotation of a GenBank genome assembly